GUAGAAACAAAAUGGCGGACCUAGUGGCUCACUCCAAGGGGUGUCUUACAUCAGCCCAGCGAGCCCUGGUGAAGGCGACUGAGAGCCAGCGAGCGAGCGAGAGAGAGAGAGAGAAGGGCUCGGAUUGUAGCGUCCAGCCGUCUUGACUCUCACUGGAAUAAUCUAAAACCAUCUCUGAACAAAUGGUCUGAAAGGAUAAGACGUCUCAGAAAUUGGAAGUCUCUGUGUUUGGGAUGAAGCGCCUGUGGGACGUUCACUUCCUCCUGCUCAUCCUCCUCUACCUGUUAGGAGCCGUCACAUCACAGGUCAACCCAGGUGUGUGUCGGUAUCCUCUGGGCAUGUCAGGAGGGCAGAUACAGGACGAGGACAUCUCUGCCUCCAGCCAGUGGUCCGAAUCCACCGCUGCUAGAUAUGGCAGGCUGGACUUUGAGGAGGGCGAUGGCGCAUGGUGUCCAGAGAUAACAGUGGAGCCAGACAGCCUGAAGGAGUUUCUCCAGAUUGACCUGCGCUCGCUCCACUUCAUCACCCUUGUAGGCACCCAGGGUCGCCACGCGGGAGGCAUCGGUAAUGAGUUCGCCCAGAUGUACAAGAUUAAGUACAGCCGCGAUGGAAGCCGCUGGAUCUCGUGGAGAAACAGGCAGGGCAAGCAGGUGAUUGAAGGAAACAGGAACGCCUAUGACAUUGUGCUGAAGGACCUCGAGCCGCCCAUCAUCGCUCGCUUCGUCCGCUUCAUGCCCGUCACAGACCACUCCAUGAACGUCUGCAUGAGAGUGGAGCUCUACGGCUGUGAAUGGCUCGAUGGUCUUGUGUCGUACAACGCUCCAGCAGGAGAACAGAUGAACUUCCCUUCUUACCCUGCGUAUCUCAACGACUCUGUCUACGACGGAGCUGUCAUCCACAGUAUGACGGAGGGUUUGGGCCAGCUGACGGAUGGCGUGUGUGGCCUGGAUGAUUUUACACACAGUCACGUCUAUAAUGUGUGGCCUGGGUACGACUAUGUGGGCUGGACUAACGAGAGCUUCCCCAGUGGAUACGUUGAAAUCAUGUUUGAGUUUGACCGCAUACGUAACUUCACCACCAUGAAGGUCCACUGCAACAACAUGUACUCACGGCGUGUCAAGGCCUUCCGCCAGGUGGUGUGUUACUUCCGCUCUGAGGCAGACUGGGAGGCCACGCCGCUCACCUUCAGCCCCGUGGAGGACGAGAAGAAUCCCAGCGCCCGUUUUGUCACUGUCAACCUGGCCAAUCACAUGGCCAGUGCCAUCAAGUGCCAGUUCUACUUUGCUGAUGCCUGGAUGUUGUUCAGCGAGAUCACCUUCCAGUCAGAUACAGCCAUGUACAACACAACACUGGCUCCACCCAAGACAGGAAUACCACCCAACAUACAACCAGAGGACGACCCCACCCACAAAGUCGAUGACAGCAACACCCGCAUUCUGAUUGGCUGUUUGGUGGCCAUCAUCUUCAUCCUGGUGGUCAUCAUCGUCAUCAUCUUGUGGAGGCAGGUGUGGCAGAAGAUGUUGGAGAAGGCCUCUCGCCGGAUGCUGGACGAUGAACUAACUGCUAGUUUGUCAAUACAGAGCGAGACGUUCGCCUACAACCACAACCAGUCGAGCACAGCCAGCGAGCAGGAGUCUAAUUCCACCUACGAGCGCAUCUUUCCCCUCGGCCCAGACUAUCAGGAGCCGUCGCGCAUCAUAUGCAAGCUGCCGGAGUUCGCUCAGAGCUCAGAGGAGCCUGCUUCUACGAGCACCGCAGCCUCCAAAUCCACCACCACUACCGCAGUCCAGGAUGGCGCUCCUCACUACGCAGAGGCAGACAUUGUAAACCUGCAAGGCGUGACCGGAGGCAACACGUACGCCAUCCCUGCACUGACCAUGGACCUGCUGUCGGGGAAGGAUGUGGCAGUGGAGGAGUUCCCACGAAAGCUGCUCACGUUCAAAGAGAAGCUGGGAGAGGGACAGUUUGGAGAGGUGCACCUGUGUGAAGCAGAGGGAAUGCAGGAGUUCAUGAAUAAAGAGUUUCUAUUCGACAUCUCCGAGGACCAGCCAGUUUUAGUGGCUGUGAAGAUGCUUCGUUCAGACGCCAACAAAAAUGCAAGGAAUGACUUCCUGAAAGAGAUAAAGAUCAUGUCACGUUUGAAGGACCCCAACAUCAUUCGCCUGCUGGCUGUGUGCAUCUACAGUGACCCGCUCUGUAUGAUCACAGAGUACAUGGAGAACGGAGAUCUCAACCAGUUUCUGUCCCGCCACGAGCCUGAGGGACAACUCGCUCUGCUCAGCAACGCACCUACUGUCAGCUUCAAUAAUCUGAUCUACAUGGCGGCUCAGAUAGCGUCGGGGAUGAAGUACCUCUCCUCUCUAAACUUUGUUCAUCGAGACUUGGCCACGCGGAAUUGCCUGGUGGGCAAAAACUACACGAUAAAGAUAGCUGACUUUGGCAUGAGCAGAAACCUGUACAGUGGUGACUACUACCGCAUCCAGGGCCGGGCGGUCCUGCCGAUACGCUGGAUGUCAUGGGAGAGCAUCCUGCUGGGUAAGUUCACCACAGCUAGUGAUGUGUGGGCGUUUGGGGUGACCCUGUGGGAGAUACUAAACUUCUGCAAGGAGCAGCCCUACUCUCAGCUCACUGAUGAGCAGGUGAUAGAAAACACGGGGGAGUUUUUCAGGGACCAGAAAAGACAGAUCUACCUGCCUCAGCCUGUGCUGUGUCCAGACUCGCUCUACAAGAUCAUGCUGGGCUGCUGGAGGAGGAACACAAAGGAACGGCCCUCCUUCCAGGAAAUACACCGAGCCCUCGCGGAAAUGCAGCCUUAAGCCGGGGCCGAUGUUUAGGACAGUGAUUCCUAGACUGCUCAUCUGUGGAGGAAACGGUGCAAAGCAAGAGGAGACCAUGAUUCAGACACAAUCCAGGUUUAAGCUAUCUUGUUUCAGUCGAGAAACGAGGCGAGAGCCGUCUGUGGGCUCCAAGCUGCGAUUUGGGAAACGCUGUUUGAUGGACUUCCUCUCUACACAGAUGGACAACCAGAGACUUUUAGUGUGUCAGUUUAAUUGGCACAAUCAUGUUGGCUAAGAUGUUUAUAGACAUACAGGUAUUGUUAGAAAAAUGUAUUAUGUUUUAUAAUUCACCAACCCUGACACACACACCGAAAUGUGAUUAAGGUUUGGUUGUGACGUGUUGGUGAAGCCAAAGUUAAAUGUAGCAAGUGACAUUCGGCACUUUUGAAAAUGUAUUUUAAUUUCCUUUUUAAUAUGAGUUCAGAUCUCCCAUGUUACGGUGUUUGAUAGCAACAUUGUCGAAGAGCUUUCUCGUGUUUUCUUUUGGAAGACUGCUUGAAUGUAGAGGAGGAAGUGCAGCCAACCAUCACUGUUACUUCAUAUUCCAAGUAUUUCAUCUCAGUUUCUCAGACAGACUCCACACCUUUAGAAAUAACAAGGAAAUAUCCAGCCACUCCGUCAUCUCAUCUCCCUGCAGUUUUCCUUCUGUGAUUUGAACAUGAAGUGUAUAUGACUGUGUAUUUUCAACAGAUACGUCUAAAUCUCAAAUAGCAAUAUUUUGUAUUAAUAUUUAUAUGUUCAUAUGUGUUUGUUUUGUUGAUAUAUUUGUGGGUUAAUAUUCUCUUUAAGUUGUUUGUAUCAUGUUUGAUGUGAUUCAGUAACUUUCCAGCUCACGUUUCGAUCUAAACACCAAACAAACUGCUACACAGGAUUUUCUCUUUUGUUCGUCUCCCACUGCAAACUGUUUUUGCUUUGAUCACAAACUUUAAUGAUGGAUCAGAUGUUGCAGGAUGCUUAUUGAGAGUGCAGGUUUUUCUGUGUGGGUUCAACAGUAUGUUUACAGUCGGCAUCAUGGAGGAGAAGAUGUUGCUGAAUGUGUCAAACAAGUUAAUGCAUCAGAUGCUUAUAGUUUGUCUCAGCGGACAAAGAAAGUGUGUCGCCUUUAAAAUGAGAAAUGCAGAGGAAACGGGAAUAUUCAGUGUUAAUGAUGUGUUUGAUUGGAACAGUGUGACUGCUUCAGAUUAGUUUACAUUAGGGACUGUUGGUUAUUUAUCAGAGGAGGAGGGUGGCUGGGAUGUGACUGCAUUUUCUUUUAAUCUCUGGAGCUACAAACGUUUUUCCUUGAGUCUUCCUGAGUGACGGGGGAAAAUGCACGAGCCUCCCUCCACCAUAUUAUUUAAUAUUCACACGCCAACGCAACCUGCAGACAACACAGAGGGGGUCAGAGUUAUCAUCAAAACAGCUACACAAACACAAACAUCACAACACGCACACAGCCAGCAUUAGCAACAUGUGAGUAUAAAGACAAACCGUAACCACGUGCACGUAACAUCUUAAAUGCUGUAUCGAAGGCAGCUGGACGUGCUUGAGUUUCACCUCUCAUCCAAGAGGCUUCUUCAGUUUAGGGCUGCCACUAACGAUUAUUUUCAUUGUCGACUAAUCUGUCGAUUAUUUCUUCCAUUAGUCGACUAAUCAUUUCAUCGAAAAAUGUGUUAAAAUGUUGAAAAAUGUCGGUCUGUCUCGCCCAAACCCCAAAAUGAUUUCAUCUAAAGUCUUGUUUCGUACUCACGCCAAAGAGUUUUAGUUCACUGUCAUGGGAGAGUGUGUAAAGCUGCCAAUAUUUGAACAUAAGAAGCUGCAGUAAGAGUAUUUUGGGUACUUUUAUAGUACUUUUCUAUGAAAAAUGACUCAAACCGAUUAGUCGACUACUAAAAUAGUCACCGAUUAUUUUAAUAGUCGAUUAGUCAUCAAUUAGUCGACUGAUCGUGGCAGCCCUACUUCAGUUCUGAGUGCGCUUCGACUGGAACGGGAAUUCGAAAAAGCAUCGAGGAAGCUGUCUGAUUACAGGAGCAGAACUGAUGAAGGUUCUUGGAUGAGAGGUGAAACUCAAGCACGUCCGGUUGCCUGCGGUACAGCACUGCAGUGACCUGGAUGACUGUGGCCGCAGCAGCUGGGAUAAUAUCACUAACGUGACUCAGAGGCCGUUAUUAGAUCUUUAUAAAAUAGACUUGGUUUAACACCGCUGUCAUAAAUGCAGGGGUGCAGAAUUGAAUGGGAUUUUAUUUGUUUUGUUUUUUACAGGAUCCAUUUUGUACAAAUGGUUUAUUUUUGGUGACAUUUUAAAUGAGACCUGCAGAAUAUGACGCAGUGAUUUGAUGAAACGUCAUUAUUUUAAGCGUAAAUUUGCUCCGUCAUCCUGACGGAAGCGUUUGUCAGGUGUUCAUCACACAUAAUAUGUACAGUGACAGUCAGAGAUUUUUAAAAUGCAGCGAUAAUUCCUGUUUUUACAGGUGCUGGCUGCGACACAUGAUGUAAUUUUGGCAUUUUUUAAAAAAAACCCUGCUGUCAGGUUUUAGGGUUCAGGUCGUAUUUAAAACAAGUACAAAAUGCAGGUAUUAAAGUUGUGUGUUCCUCUCCUCAGCGGUCACCCAUGCAUAAAAAAUGAUUUGAUAUGCCUCCCUCUUUUUGCGCCAUCAUAAAUAACAAACAGUCCCUUAUCUCGUGAAACACAGCUCAUGAUUCAUCUGCAGGUUUUCGACUGUCAGUUUCUUGUUUCUAAACUGACGUAUGCUGGAUUCUUUCCUCUUCCUCUCUGCCAUAUUUCUGUGUAUAACUAACAGCUUGAACUUCCUGCAAACCACUGUUUCACCACUUCAGCUGUACUUACAGGCUCAACUCUCUUAUCAGAGGCUUUUGUCCCACUUAGCUUCAUAAAAGACACUCGGUCGUGCUCCUUUCAACGUCUGUGUGGAAACCAUCUUUAUCUUUCUGUUUUGCAAUCUAGGAAAGACAAAAAUCUGUACAUGUAAAUUAAAUAUGACACUCACAUGAUGACGCUCAUCGGAUAAAAGAAGCCUUUUUUACAUUCCUCUGUGUUAUAAAAGAAGUGGGGGCGGAUGUAUAGCUGUAAAAAUGUAACGGCACCCUGACAGGAUUCAUGAUUGGUUUUAUUACAUAUUUGUACUCAAAUGUUUUUCAGUGAGAAUGUUUUUAUAUAAACAAGUGUUGUACAUUGAUAGACGAAAUACAAAUAAAAUUCAAAC
Molecule: messenger RNA, 6040 nt
Organism: Epinephelus fuscoguttatus (brown-marbled grouper)
Lineage: Eukaryota; Metazoa; Chordata; Actinopteri; Perciformes; Serranidae
Gene: ddr2a
Product: discoidin domain receptor tyrosine kinase 2a
Exons: 18
Coding region: 234-2816 (860 amino acids)
Biological process (GO): cell surface receptor protein tyrosine kinase signaling pathway; positive regulation of kinase activity; protein phosphorylation
Cellular component (GO): signaling receptor complex; membrane
Molecular function (GO): collagen binding; ATP binding; protein tyrosine kinase collagen receptor activity
Source: RefSeq, a predicted model, not a curated record